ACAUGCCACACUUACUGAGGCUUCUGCUUAAGGCGUCCGGAAGACUUUGUAGUUUGUCAGCAUUUUCACCUGACAGAAGAGUGUCGACUGCAUACUCCACGUUGAUUAGAUACCUUUAAAGGAGUUGGUCAGUUCCUGUAAAGCCUGAGGUCCCUAGGUUUGUGUUCAUUUGUCUUGACCAAUAACUGCCUUCUUACCUUGGUUGUUGGGCUUGUAUAUCACGAUGACCCAACGAGCUGCGCUGGUAGAAUACUUGUUCUCUCAAGGUCCUACCAUACCAGAAGUGUCUGUUGGAUGGUGGUUAAACAAAAGCAGUUACCCUUACCCUUAACAUGUUCUUAAACAAAGAGAUAAUGCAUUAUGAUGGCUUAGAUCAGUCAUCAGUGGUUAAUGGUAACCCAAAACCACAGGACGUAUGUUCUACUACAUCUUUCAUAAUACAGGCCAAUUGUCGUGGUAUCAAAGAGGCUAUACGUGACCGACCUCAAGCAGAUGUCUCCUGCUCUCUGUGGUCAAAUACUAACCCUUCUUUUUCAAGUACAUCAAUAAGACCUAGCCUUCCACGGUGUGGGCAGCUGGUAAGUGUCAACCGCCCUCACAACUCUGCCAGCGCUCAAGUUCCCUCAGACCAUUAUCCAUCUCCCUCAUCCCUACCUUCUAAUCUUCCUUCACGUCUUUCAGUUAACAGUCCUACAUCUUUAAUUCAUUCUAGCUUUCGACAACAAUAGGAGUCCACAGGACAGCAUCCUUGAUUUCCUUGAACCACAUCCACCGAGCUCAACUCGAUAGUGGACACAGAUAAACCACAUUGC
Messenger RNA from Heterobilharzia americana, 812 nucleotides. Lineage: Eukaryota; Metazoa; Platyhelminthes; Trematoda; Strigeidida; Schistosomatidae. The record is from the annotation of a GenBank genome assembly.